Colletotrichum truncatum is the source of this 2205-nucleotide messenger RNA. NCBI's taxonomy places the organism in Eukaryota, Fungi, Ascomycota, Sordariomycetes, Glomerellales, Glomerellaceae. The record is from RefSeq and is a predicted model, not a curated record.
AUGGCCUCCAUCAUGCGCGCGUUUCUAGUGCUUUCAUCGCUACUUGCCGUUCCGGCCCAAGCAGCCUGGAACCCAAUCAUCUCCGGCUUCAACCCUGACCCGGCUAUCCUCCGCGUGGACAAUGACUACUACGUCGCCACCUCGUCCUUUGAGUUCUGGCCCGGCAAGGACCUCUCAAACUGGACCCUAAUCUCCCACGCCGCCACCCGUCCCUCUCAACUCCAACUCUACGGCACGCCAACGUCUGCGGGCGCCUGGGCGCCCAGUCUCGCUCAUUUCAGGGGAAAGUUUUGGCUUUCUGGCAUGACGCGCUGGACAUACGACCCCGUCGCGCGCGUCUGGCCACGCGUGUUCUUCAUGUCGUCUGCGGACCUGAAAGAAUGGUCCGAGCCGGUGUGGGCGGAACCGUGGGGGAUCGACCCUGAGCUGUUUCACGAUCCGCUGACGGGGAGGACGUAUUUGAAUCUCAUGGCGCCGAACAACAACGCGGAAAGGCUGUGGGGGCUUUCGCAGUGCGAGGUGUCGUUGUCCCGGGGCAACUGCGUGGGGCCGUACGUGAGUUUGUGGAACGGCACGUUGGAGCAUAAUGCGACUGCGAGGCCUGAGGGCCCCAAGAUGUUUUGGAGGGACGGGUGGUAUUAUUUGCUCAUUGCCGAAGGCACUGACGAACUCCAUCGCUCGUCGAUUGCAAGGGGAAAGUCGCCUUCCGGUCCGUUCGAGGGGUGUCCUCAUAACCCGCUUCUGUACAAUGGCCAAUGGGGCUUUCGGAAUCUCACUGUGCAGUCGACUGGUCACGCGACGUUUAUGGAGGCUGCUGACGGGACGUGGUAUGCUUCUUUUAUUGCUCGGCGGAAUAUCAACGGUAGUUCGCCCUUGGAGGUGACAUGGCAUGACGGCUGGCCGGUUAUCAACAACGGGAAACCUAUCCUGCUCAACGAGGAGGUGGGACCGAAGACCGGACCUAAGAAAGUACCGCAGCCGUGGGUGGACGAUUUCUCCGCCAAAGAGCUGGAUAAGUCGUGGUAUCAGCUCCGGACGCCGUACACUGAGAACUUUGACAUUUUCAACGGCCGUGUUGUUUUCAGACCGAAUGUUUUCGGUUUGAGCGAUCGGGAUACGCCUGCUGCGAUUUUGAGGAAGCAGACGUCGUUGAAUAUGAUUUUUACCGCGGACCUGCUUGGCUUCGAGGGGAGUCUCGGGCCGAGGAACAGGGUCGGUGUUUCUGCGUAUCUUUCCGAGUUCCAGCAUCAGGAUAUCGGUGGCAUGAAGUUACAUAUUCGAGCCGAGCCGCUGGCGUAUCAUCUGGGAUACAGCUUCGGCAACGACGAGCCGACGUAUGUAGCAGAGAUCGAGUCAAAGUGGCAGGCGUUUGCGCCAUCUGGGUGGUUCGUGUUUAGCGGCAUGUCGUUUGUCUUGUUUGCUACGGGAGAAGGCGAGCCGUGGCCGUUUAAUGGACCCAAGGUGGGCUUUACAAAAGUUACAGAGACGUAUUUUGAGGAGGACAUUCCGGAUUAUGAUCGGUGUGCGGGGAACCACGGUCGGCCCGGAAUGCCGGCCGGCGGGCCACUUAAAAACGGCGGGCAUCCCCUCGGCUUGGAGCGACCCUCCGAAGCCGGUCGGCGGACUGCGCCUUACAUCUGGACGCAUCAGUACACCCUCCUCUCCUCGUCCACAUGCCACGUUCUCGACGACGGUAAUGGCCGGGUGGUGGGGUACUGUAUCGGGUGUCCCAACGUUGAGGACUUUGCUGCCGCGUACCCGCGGUACAUCAAAGAGGUCCUAGAGACGUCCCCCGAGCUGGAAGGCAGACGACCAAAAGACCUCGAGGUGAAAGCGCCGUGGAGCUUACCCUCUGGUGAGGUGAACGAGGAGGCACUGCUGCAGCAGGCGUGGAAUUCCAAGUGGCUUGUGCUUGAUGACGACAAGAAGGAGCUUUGGGGCCAGUGGAAGGGGACCAUGCAUAUUGACCUGCUGGAAGAGUGGCAGGCGAAGGGGUGGGGGAGGAAGCUGAUUGCGAAGUUCGAGGAGAGUUUGAAGCAGGCAGAUAGUGAGAAGGGCGGCGAGGACAAGUUGUACGGGAAGGGGUGGCAUAUUGGGGUUGGCGGUGAGAAUGAGAAGGUUGUCAAGUUUUAUGAGAAGAUGGGGUUCCGGGUGUGGCCUACGGCUGAGAAGGGUUCUAUUUGGAUGGUGAGGGAUAUUGAGUAG